AUGUCGGCGAAGGAAAUGGUUCGAGUUGAGCAACAGGACGAAUUAAAGCUUCGCCCAGCUCCCCAGCCAACUGCUGCAAAAAGCGAAAUCGCUCGCAUUAGGCGCGCCAUCAAUGCAAUGCUGCUUCCUUCAAUGCUUUCUUCUUACAUCUUCUUACACCUUCAAUGCUGCUUUCUUCUUACAUCUUACGUACUGCGCACCUUCAAUGCUGCUUUCUUCUUACAUCUUCUAUCUUCUGCCAUUAACGUACUGCGCAAGAGGUUCGGUCGCGGAAAUUCGGCGGCCCAGGAGGUUCGGUCGCGGGCCUUUCUGCUGUGGCUUCCGUUUCGGUGGCUGUCGAGGUCGAGGGUUGGGUGGCGGCGGGCUAGUGGCGGGGCUGGUCAUGAAGGAGGGUUCGGAGGUGGAGGUGGUGUCGGUGGAGGAGCUGGUGGUAGUGUCAGAGGUGGCGGAGGAUUCGGAAGUGGAGGCGGUGGAGGUGCCGGUGGUGGGAGCGGCUCUGGAGGAGGUUUCGGGACUGGCAAUGACGGCAGUGUGGGAGGAUGUGGAGGGUUCGGAGGAGAUGGUGGGGGUGGUCUUGGAGGUGGGAGCGACCACGGUGGAGGAUUCGGCUCUAGUGGCGGCAUAGGCGGCGGCGGCGGCGCCGGUGGGGGAGUUGGAGGUGGUGGUGGUUUCGGUGGCAUCGGCGGAGGUGGCACCGGCGGUGGGAGUGGUCAAGGCGGAGGAUUCGGAGCCAGUGGGGGAGUGGGUGGCGGCGCAAGAGGCAACGUCAGAGGUGCAACGGUGAUGUAG
Zingiber officinale is the source of this 789-nucleotide messenger RNA. RefSeq names its product glycine-rich cell wall structural protein 1-like. The record is from RefSeq and is a predicted model, not a curated record. The coding region runs from base 1 to 789 and encodes 262 amino acids. The transcript is spliced from 2 exons. NCBI's taxonomy places the organism in Eukaryota, Viridiplantae, Streptophyta, Magnoliopsida, Zingiberales, Zingiberaceae.